UGUGCCUCCAAUUUGAAGUUGCUUCAGAAGCAAUCUAUAUACAUUAAGCCAAAUAUUGAACUGGCCGACCAUGUGGAGGCUAAAGAUCUCAGAGGGAGGAGGCCAAAGAAUUGUGUGGUUAAUGUAUAGAAACGAGGACGGCGGCUGGGGCUUCAACGUUUUGGACGAGAGUGCCAUGUUUGGCACAUGCUUAAACUACGUCACCUUGAGGCUGCUCGGACAAGUGCAAAAGGACGAGAAUGAUGGACUAGCGAAAGGUCGCUCGUGGAUCUUAUCCCAUGGCACUGCAACUGCAGCGCCCCAAUGGGCAAAGAUAUUACUCUCGGUCCUUGGUGUAUAUGAUUGGUCCGGAAAUCGUCCAGUGAUCCCUGAACUUUGUUUAGUCCCACGGUUUCUCCCAAUUCAUCCAGAUGUUGAGCCAUCGGAGGAGUUCGAGGAGCCACCUUCCACAGGACAGUUUGAGCAGCAGGAGAACUUUGUUCCCGGUGACAUGGAGGAGUACACUCAGAGCUUCCAGGACUUCGAGGACUUCUAG
This is a messenger RNA of Panicum virgatum (switchgrass), 535 nucleotides long. Its product is annotated as achilleol B synthase-like. NCBI's taxonomy places the organism in Eukaryota, Viridiplantae, Streptophyta, Magnoliopsida, Poales, Poaceae. The transcript has 5 exons. Gene Ontology annotation, molecular function: intramolecular transferase activity. The record is from RefSeq and is a predicted model, not a curated record. Gene Ontology annotation, cellular component: lipid droplet. Bases 71 to 535 code for a protein of 154 amino acids. Gene Ontology annotation, biological process: triterpenoid biosynthetic process.